GUUGUCGAAUUCUUAGAAAGUAAAAUGGAAGUCUUGAACAUUGAAGAAGGCGAUGUCAAUAAGUUCGUUGAGAUUCCAGACCCAAACUUCUUUAAUUUGACUGAGGAAAUGCUUACUCAAGAAACUGGUAAUUUUGGUCUGAAACAUGCAACAGCAGAUAAUAUCUCAAGCGUCGUUGGUGCACUCAACAUACUUCAUGAGACCGAGAAUAAGCUCAGAAGAUUUGAUUUAUCUCUUGAAUCAGCAGUUAUACUGGUUAGGAAUCUCGAGUCAGAACAAAGAUUACUAACUGAAACCAUUUUAAAUCAUCAUCUUAAAAAUGUGCAUAUAGGCGAUGAAGGAACUCGCUGGAGAUUUAAGGAGAAGUUAGCAUUAUUAGAAGCCAUACUUGGAGUACAUGCAGAAGCGAUGAUGCUUGCAGAAAUCAUUGGAAG
This is a messenger RNA of Funneliformis caledonium, 434 nucleotides long. NCBI's taxonomy places the organism in Eukaryota, Fungi, Glomeromycota, Glomeromycetes, Glomerales, Glomeraceae. The record is from the annotation of a GenBank genome assembly.